UUUCCUUUCUUGAUUCUGUGCAAGUUGCAGAGAAUGUGGAGCAGAAUAGGAAAGGAAAAGCAGACACAAAUGAUGUUUUGGGGAAACUCCAACAGGGGGACCUUCAAACUAAAGAAGGACAUUGCAUGGCCAAGCACGUAGAAUUCGAUCCUCAGAACUUCUGCAGAUUUAAACAGCAUAAGAUCCCUUUGAAGUGCUAAAACAGAUGGAACCGGACAUCGUUCCUUUCCAUUUACUGAGUUCCCUUGGCUAUAUAACAAUGUGAGCAACAAAGAGUUGAUCAGAGAGUAGUUUUCAGCUUCGCUUAUACGCAACAUGGCAGGGUAUGGCAAUGCUUUCAAAGGAGGCUACACAACGUACACCAGCCCACGAGCCGGCGAAUGGAGGGAACCAAGUACCUACCCUUCUGAUCAAGUCCACAAGCCAGUGAUCAUUGAUGCUGAAGGGAGGAAAAGGCCGAUUGUAGCUCUUCCCAGCGAGACUGCAGAGUCCUACAGAGCUGAGACCAUGUAUCAGCAGCAGCAGCAGCAUGCUCUCCCAUCGGAGAAAAGGCAUGGUCACUCCAUGGAGCCUGCGAAUGUGGAGCACUACAGAGUUGAACAGAAAGUGCAUGAAACUUCAGACCCGGUUUACAAUCGCCUUCAGAAAGUAGAGGAGAUCAUCACCAAAGUGCAGCAUGAAGUCAGUAACACACAAAAGUUUGGACUUUUUAAUGGUGGUAAGGCAUCUCAGCCUGAUUCCUCCCUUCCUGGUGCAACAAAUAAUAUUGGCACAGCGAUAGGGUACCUCAAAGAAGCCAUCAAACCAGCCUAUACAGAACAUAUUCCUAGCAAGAUGGAGACAACCCAUGAGACUGGGUGGCCUAAAAGAAGUACCAAUUCCGCAUGGUCUGCUGCUCCAACUGAAGCCUACAAUCCUUACGCCACAAGGACUAACGAGCCACGACACUUGAAAACCUUGGACCCCCAUGAAUCUGUGAAAAGGUAUGGUAAUUUCAAGUUUUCGCCCAGGCCAUAUGCAACAGGAAGAUAAUUUGAAAUAGAGAAGUUUGGUAGCUCUCUCUAUUGACCCAUCAGUUGCUUCUUGAUCUACCUAAAGUUGUUCUUCGGCUCAGUAGCUACUACUAGCUAUUGGGUUUUGCUUAUUUUCAGUCAGCUAUUCAGUAUGCCUAUUAUUGUGUCCCAAAUUGUUAUGAUAUUGUGAUAAGGAAUAAGUUUCUGUGUUUCUAAGCGUGAGCAAUAAAGUAAUGAGGAAUCUCUGUCUUCUUUGUGGAGCAUUCUUCCUUUUUCAUGCAUCUAUACUAUAGAUGGUUGAGAUAAACAAGUGCUAUAUUACCAAGACAGAAAACAGCACGAGUGUAACGACUCUGGCAAGUCCGUUUGCUGUAGGAUCUGAAAAGUGAUGGAUGG
Molecule: messenger RNA, 1409 nt
Organism: Linum tenue
Lineage: Eukaryota; Viridiplantae; Streptophyta; Magnoliopsida; Malpighiales; Linaceae
Source: the annotation of a GenBank genome assembly